GCAUGUUGUUGCUUUCAUUUUUUUCAUUAUGCCUAACUGCUGUUGCUUUCAAGUAUUUUGUUUUGCUGCACGAACCAAGUCGUAGUUGGCCCCAAUAUCAAAAAUAUCCAGCUUGAAUAAAGAAACCCAGAUUCAAGCUAAUCAAUUGUUACCAAUUCUGUUCUCCUCUCACCACCCUGCCAUAAAACCUAAAACAACACACUCUCAAAACAGGUGUUGAGAGGGCUGUCGCCGUUGCCAGCAUUUUAAAAUUGAAGCUACGAAAACAUUACGCAUUGGAAAACCUCAAACACGUGCAAAGAAAAGCAAUACAAAAAUAUUAAUAAUAAGAACGCAAGUUAAAGCAUUUAAACGUUAAAGCCAAUUUUUCAACUACAACCGUGUUAUUCCCCAUAAAAAAACUAACCAAAACCAAAAAGCAAUUUCAAAGCCGAAACCCAAACAGUAAACAUAAACAUUUAACUAAACGCAUUGAAGCAUUCCAAAUUAGUAUUCUCGGGCAACUAAUUGCCUCCUAGUUUUUAAGUGUACUACGUCCACCAGCAGAAAAGAUGGCGCCAACAACUACAAUUGAAACCAUUACAAUCACAAGGCCGUUGAAGGUCAUUGCAUUUAUAUGUGGCGUCAUUGUCGUCGCACUCAUGAUCAUGGCUCUGGCUUCCACAGAUUGGCUGAUGGCUGCUGGCUGGCGUCAGGGUCUGUUUAUGCAUUGCAUAGAGGAGGAUGUAAUGCCACCGCUGCCGUUUAAUAUUCAGGAUCCUCCUGGCUGCUAUGCAAGUCGCGAUGUCGGUUACAUUAAAGCUACCGCAGCGCUGUGCAUUAUUACAUUAAUAACGGACGUUAUAGCCACAGUGCUUACCGGUUUAGGCUUGAAAUCGCAGAACCACAAUCUCAAAUACAAAUUCUAUCGCAUCGCGGUCUUAGUAAUGCUUGUAUCAUUGCUGGCCGUACUGUCUGCCUUGAUAGUGUACCCUGUUUGCUUUGCAGGCGAACUUAAUCUUGCGAAUCGACCAAUUUGGGAAUUCGGCUGGGCCUAUGGUGUUGGCUGGGGCGCUGCCAUAUUCCUCUUUGGCGCCGUCGUCUUACUGCUAUGCGACAAGGAAUCCGAGGAGAUAUACUAUAAGGAAAGAAAAAUCGUACACGAAAACCAAAUGCGCGCCUAGGCAAGGCCGCACGACCUGCCUGACGUCGUUCUUUAGACAUAAGUAUAUAGCAACAACAACAACAGCAAGAAGACACAC
Molecule: messenger RNA, 1241 nt
Organism: Scaptodrosophila lebanonensis
Lineage: Eukaryota; Metazoa; Arthropoda; Insecta; Diptera; Drosophilidae
Product: transmembrane protein 47
Exons: 6
Coding region: 552-1163 (203 amino acids)
Biological process (GO): cell-cell adhesion
Cellular component (GO): cell-cell junction; membrane
Source: RefSeq, a predicted model, not a curated record